Nelumbo nucifera (sacred lotus) is the source of this 2287-nucleotide messenger RNA. RefSeq names its product butanoate--CoA ligase AAE1. Lineage: Eukaryota; Viridiplantae; Streptophyta; Magnoliopsida; Proteales; Nelumbonaceae. The record is from RefSeq and is a predicted model, not a curated record.
UGAGUUUCGGAGCCCUUACGCCAGGUUCUCCCCGGAGCUUCUUCACUCCCUCCGUUUCAGGUCCCCUGCCACUCAAUUCAGAAACAAGAUCGUUAACGGCUAAGACCGGCCGGAUUGUGCAUCAUCAACAAGGAUGUAAAAAAGUUCUGGCAUUGCAAAUAAAUGCAAUGCAGCGUUUAGCUAAAAAACCGUGAGUCCAGUGGUUUAUCUGAAGUGCAAAUAUAAAUCAGGAGCAAUAUAUCCACAAUAUUUACUUGCACAAGUAUGUCAAAGAACAUUUUCGUUUGUUUUGCAAGAAACUCUUCUAUUCUGCCCAAAUGAAUUUACUUUCAAAAACAUUUUCGUGUCGAAUUCGCUCCGUUCUCAGAACGUCAUAUUUCGCUCAAACAUCUCAAUUACUACAUUUCUCCAAGAAAGUUGAAUCAGACUUCGAGAAAUCAACAGAGGGCCUUUUUCGAUGCUCAGCGAACUACGUUCCUCUUUCUCCUAUAAGCUUCUUAGAGCGAGCAGCACGUGUUUAUGGAGAGAGAACAUCUGUUGUUUAUGGGGGUGUCCGGUUUACAUGGAGAAAAACGCUAGAACGAUGUGUCAGGCUUGCUUCUGCUCUGACCCAGAAGGGGAUUUCCCGAGGGGACGUCGUUGCUGCACUGGCCCCCAACAUCCCAGCAAUAUAUGAGCUGCAUUUUGGUGUUCCAAUGGCUGGAGCUGUUCUUUGUACACUUAACACACGGCACGAUUCAGCCAUGCUAUCUUCUCUUCUAAGGCACUCAGAGGCCAAGAUGAUCUUCGUAGAUUACCAAUUACUUGAAGUUGCCCGUAGAGCAGUUGACCUUCUCUCCAAGACAAGCCAAAAGCUACCUCUCCUGGUUGUAAUCCCUGAGUCUGAUAUCCCAUCCACGACUGUUGGUAACAUGAAUUUCACUUCUGAUAACUUGGAAUAUGAAAGCCUCCUAGACAUUGGCAAACCUGAUUUUGAGAUUAGACGGCCAAAGGACGAAUGGGAUCCUAUAACCUUGAAUUACACUUCAGGCACAUCGUCAAGGCCCAAAGGAGUGCUCUAUAACCACAGAGGUGCCUAUCUUAAUUCACUUGCGACAGUUUUUCUCCAUGGUAUGGGGCCAAUGCCUGUUUACCUAUGGACCGUGCCCAUGUUCCACUGCAAUGGUUGGUGCCUCAUUUGGGGAGUGGCUGUUCAGGGUGGCACUAACAUAUGCCUUAGAAAGGUAUCACCAAAGGGCAUAUUUGACAGUAUUGUUCUCCACAAGGUAACCCAUAUGGGUGGCGCACCUACUGUCUUGAACACAAUUGUGAAUGCAGCUGCCAGUGAUCGGAGGCCACUUCCACAUAAAGUUGAAGUUAUGACAGGUGGUUCACCUCCACAUCCACAUAUCCUGUCCAAGAUGGAAGAACUGGGUUUUGGUGUAUCUCAUCUAUAUGGCCUAACAGAAACUUAUGGUCCAGGGACCGUUUGCACUUGGAAACCCGAGUGGGAUUCUUUGCCUCCCAGCCAAAGGGCGAAGAUCAAAUCCCGCCAGGGGAUAUACCAUGUUGGGCUGGAGGAGGUUGAUAUAAGAGAUCCCAUCACCAUGAAGAGUGUACCUCCAGAUGGGAAAACAAUAGGGGAGGUGAUGUUUAGAGGUAACACUGUGAUGAGUGGAUACUUCAAAGAUUUAAAAGCUACUGAGGAAGCUUUUAGUGGUGGUUGGUUCCGAAGUGGAGAUCUUGGGAUAAAACAUGCUGAUGGAUAUAUAGAGUUGAAGGACCGAUCAAAGGACAUUAUCAUUUCAGGGGGAGAGAAUAUAAGUUCAAUCGAGGUUGAAUCGGUAUUAUUCAGUCAUCCAGCAAUUCUUGAGGCUGCAGUCGUAGCUCGACCCGAUGAUCACUGGGGGGACACGCCUUGUGCCUUCGUGAAAUUAAAGGAAGGAAAGAACGCCAGUGCCGAAGAGAUUAUCAAAUUUUGUCGCGAUCGUCUACCACAUUAUAUGGCCCCUCGAACUGUUAUAUUCGAGGAUUUGCCGAAGACUUAUACGGGAAAGACACAAAAGUUUGCCCUCAGGGAAAAAGCGAAGGCCAUGGGCAGCCUUACCAAAGGGAAUGCCAACAAGAAUUGAGGUUUAAAGCUUUUGGAGUUUGAUAUUUCUGUGUCGUUUUUUUAUAUUGAUUCUGACUAUUUCAAGUUUCUAUUCAACUCAGAAUGAAACUAACUUGUGACUUGUGCGAGUUGAUCUGAUCCUUCAAAAGUUUGUUCGAGUCUUGAGCAAAAGAGCGGUUCCGAAUCUUCUGAUUA